This is a messenger RNA of Myotis brandtii (Brandt's bat), 342 nucleotides long. Its product is annotated as kielin/chordin-like protein. The record is from RefSeq and is a predicted model, not a curated record. Gene Ontology annotation, molecular function: protein binding. The transcript has 4 exons. The annotation marks the transcript as partial. NCBI's taxonomy places the organism in Eukaryota, Metazoa, Chordata, Mammalia, Chiroptera, Vespertilionidae.
GCUGCCCUGAAGGUCCCGGGGCUGGGGAGACGUGGCAACCCGAGCCCUGUGUCACCUGCACCUGCCAGGCAGGGACUGUGCGGUGCCAGGGGCCCUCGUGCCCAGAGCUCAGCUGCCUGGAGAGCUACACCCCACCCGGGGAGUGCUGCCCCGUCUGCCGGCCAGGCUGUGAGUACGAGGGGCAGCUUUACGAGGUGGGGGCCAGCUUCCCGUCCAGCUCCAACCCUUGUCUCCAGUGCUCCUGCCUGAGGAGCCUGGUUCGCUGUGUGCCCAUGAAGUGCCCGGCCAGCCCCUGCCCUGAGCCAGUCCUGAGGCCUGGCCACUGCUGCCCGGCCUGCCCAG